Messenger RNA from Osmerus eperlanus (European smelt), 4306 nucleotides. It is a transcript of the gene tcf7l2, whose product is annotated as transcription factor 7 like 2. Gene Ontology annotation, biological process: canonical Wnt signaling pathway; regulation of transcription by RNA polymerase II. The record is from RefSeq and is a predicted model, not a curated record. NCBI's taxonomy places the organism in Eukaryota, Metazoa, Chordata, Actinopteri, Osmeriformes, Osmeridae. Gene Ontology annotation, molecular function: RNA polymerase II cis-regulatory region sequence-specific DNA binding; DNA-binding transcription factor activity, RNA polymerase II-specific. The transcript is spliced from 11 exons. Gene Ontology annotation, cellular component: beta-catenin-TCF complex; catenin-TCF7L2 complex; chromatin. Bases 1082 to 2509 code for a protein of 475 amino acids.
GAGUGGGCUUCCUCUCUUCAAGCCACCAGUUGGCCGGGCUUAAUUUUCUUUUGCCAGUUAUCCAGAAAGCAUACAGACUUAUAGAUUUAUUACAAUUUUUUUAAUUGAUAGCUACUCUUGAUGGUUUGUUGUCAGGCUUUAUUUGGCUUUGGAGUUUGGACUAGAUUACAGAGUUGAGCUGGCAAAGCUGGAAGAUUGCAGCAUGUUUCUAUAGUUGAUAAAUGACUUAUUAGCUCUUUUUCUGUGUGUGCAGUUGUGUUUUUGGGGUCCCUUCAUCUAAAUGUGGUACUACCGAUGAGCCAAGACUGGGGGGCAACAUGGCUGCACUGCCACUUACUCGCUGCCCCGAUUGGAUUAUUUUCCUUGUUUUUUUGUGACAUUUUUUGCCCUGUGUUGUGUUUUUGAUUUUGCGUUUAAUUUUGUGCGACUAGCGGUGAAUGGAGCCUGGCUAGUGUUGGGGAUUAAUGACAUGACGAGGGACACCCCGCUGCUUGAGUUUAGCCAAGUUAAGGCAACUCCUAUAGAAGACACUUGAGUACCUUUAUGUCUGCCAAGCCGCGGAAGGAAAGCUCCAUGCUCUUUCUCCCUCAUACUCUUUCUUUCACUCUUUUUGUUAUUCUUUCAACUUAUCAAAGAGAGAUGGACACAAAAGAGCCUAUUAGAGGGGAUAUGAAGAUGGGAGAGUGGGACUCCCGGUCAGAUGCUGAAGAAGAGCAGCGGUGCCUGAGAGAAGAGUGUGUGUGUAUUUGUGUAUGAAUGAAGGGGCUGAGUGUGAGCAGCCCGCUUUGGCUGCUCGUUGCCUGGCUCUCUCGAUCUCUCUUGUGCCGCUGUGGGACCUGGUUGUGCUUGCCUUCGCCAGCGCUCCAUUCCUGCUUGCCUUUCGCCUCUCCUUAACGGACGGUCUGUUAUCGAAUCAGCCGAUCGGGGGGUUUGGGAAAGGCUGCCGUAGAUGAGGUGCUGCCCCCCAGUGGAUUAGUGGAUGACAUGGUGAUGUGAGUCUUGUAGUCGGUGCGCUACCACAAGCGCCAGCAUGCUUGUUUUAACCAGGAACCGAGCAGCAUCCCAAAUACAGCUCUUUUAAAUGUCUAAUAAGGUCCCCGUGGUACAGCACCCUCACCAUGUGCACCCGCUCACACCUCUGAUAACCUACAGCAAUGAGCACUUCACACCGGGCAACCCCCCACCACACCUACAGACAGAUGUGGAUCCUAAAACAGGAAUACCAAGGCCUCCACAUCCUCCAGACAUAUCUCCCUACUACCCUCUAUCGCCUGGCACUGUCGGCCAGAUUCCCCAUCCACUGGGAUGGUUAGUUCCACAGCAAGGUCAACCUGUUUAUCCAAUCACGACAGGGGGUUUUAGACACCCCUACCCAACUGCGCUCACUGUUAACGCAUCCAUGUCAAGUCUUCUCUCCUCCAGAUUCCCCCCUCACAUGGUGCCCCCCCACCACAGUUUGCACACCACGGGCAUCCCCCACCCAGCCAUUGUCACACCCAACGUCAAGCAGGAGUCCUCACACAGCGACAUUGGCUCCCUCAACAGCUCUUUCCCUCUCCCCCUGUCUCUCCUGCUCCACAGGAAACACGCUGACUCUAAAAAAGAGGAGGAGAAGAAGAAGCAGCCACACAUAAAGAAGCCUCUGAACGCCUUCAUGCUGUAUAUGAAGGAGAUGAGGGCCAAGGUUGUGGCUGAGUGCACGUUGAAGGAGAGUGCCGCCAUCAACCAGAUCCUGGGCCGAAGGUGGCACGCCCUGUCACGGGAAGAGCAGGCCAAGUACUAUGAGCUGGCCAGGAAAGAGCGACAGCUUCACAUGCAGCUCUACCCAGGCUGGUCAGCACGAGACAACUAUGCGGGUAACCAACAGGGGAAAAAGAAGAAGAGAAAAAGGGAUAAGCAGCCAGGAGAGGGCAAUGAACACAGAGAAUAUUUUCCAAACCCUUGCCUUUCACUUCCUCCGAUUACAGACCUGAGUGCUCCUAAGAAGUGUCGAGCGCGCUUUGGGCUCGAUCAGCAGAAUAACUGGUGUGGCCCGUGCAGGAGAAAAAAAAAGUGCAUUCGCUACAUCCAAGGUGAAGGCAGCUGUGCCAGUCCUCCGUCUUCGGACGGAAGCUUACUAGACUCCCCCCCUUCCUCCCCUUGCUCGGUGGCCCCCUCCCCCUCCUCUAAGGAGUCCAAACCUCAGACUGAACAAAUGCAACCUCUCUCACUGACUAUGAAACCGGCCCACCAGCCUCUCCACCACCCGCACCUCCUGGCUGGGCUCCCCCCUCCUCCUCCAUCUUUGGUUCUUCUGGAAAACACCGCUGCACCUGUGGCCCGAAAAACGCCCAGUGCCACCCACAACGGAGCCCUGGAGCACAGUGACGUCUCGUCCUCGCGGCCGCCGGGCUCCUCAGUGGUGUCCUCCCUGGCCCGGCAGUCAGCAGGACUGUGUCAUUCCCACUCACUCCUUCCCAACUCUACCACCCCUCAGCCUCUGUCACUUGUGACCAAGUCUAUAGAAUAGUAUCCUCCUUUUCACAUGUCCCGUUCCCUUUUUUCAAACUCUGCACAGCUCUAUCUGGGCCCUCCUUCCUCUUUGUCUGCUCUGUUCAUAAUCUUUAUUUCGUUUUUUUGUUUCUGUGCCAUACGGCUUUGAAAAUGUGUUCAUAUUUUAUCAAAGUUCAUUGGUCAAUAUUUGACCCAUCAUUGAAAAAUUAUUAUUAUAAAGAAAUAAAACAAUGAGCUGUAGUGUAGCUUGUGAAUUUGCCAAAAUGUAUCAUAUUUUUAUUUGUAUUUUUUUUUUGUGUGCAACAAAAAUGUUAUGUAGCUCAACUUAAAACAGGUUUAACAGACUGAUAUAAAAAGGUAGGCUAGAUUAUUUGAUGAGCCCUUUUCUUGAAAGAGUUGGUUCUCCAUCAUUAUUUGUAUUAAAUACGAGCUUUUGAACCAAUCAUUUGACACCUAUUCAAAUCCUGGAGGGCAUGAGGAUCUCAACGAGGGCACCUCUCAACGAGGAACAACUUUGUGACAUUAAUUGUUCUUGUUUAAAUGUACAGAAAUAUUGGGGGGGGGGGAGGGUACUGUGUUUAAUAUGCAUUGUUCCAUUGCGUUGUCUUUUUUAUUUUUGUUGUUUACCUUUGGGGAUGGAGUCAGGGUGGGUGAACUUGGAGAGAAGGCAAGGGGGUGGGGCUGUUGAGGGUGGGUGGGGGUUGUGGGUAUUCAAUACAAAAUGUCACAACGCUAGGACCAGUAGUAUUUAUUGCUUUAGAGAUUGCUUGUUGUAUCUUGUAUGUUGUCCCUUUUUAAAUAUUUUUUUCUUAACACAUUGUAAAAAUAUUUUUUCUUAACGUAAGCAACUUAUAUAUCAAAUGAUCCAUUUUUAUGAGGACACAAAAUUACAAGUUCACUUUCUUCACUGAAAACUUGGAUUCCACCCAAUGUACUGUGUAGAUCUUGCAGAAGUAUGCACAACUUAAUUUCAAGAAAUACGCCUAUAAGCCAUUUUACAAAAGAAGAAAAUAAAUCUUGAAACAACAGACAGUGGGUACCGUGUCUUCAGUAGUUGGGAAAGUGUUCAAAGCCCUUCUUUUUUAUUACAGUCCAUCUCUAUCAGACUGUACAGAUUUGUGUACAGAUUUUCCGUGCCAAAUUUUGUGAUAAUUUCCUCUCCCCUUCUAACCACGUUGUCGGGUUCUUUUUUUAGUUGUUUGUUUUUGUUUUUUACACUAUUCUUUGCUGUGACGUUACAUAGAUUGCUAUGUAUGUAGUAUAAAUGUUGCUAUAACAAAUGUGUUUGGUAGCAGAUUGUCAAAUAUAAAAAUUUAAACUGAAUAAAAAGGCGGACUUGAUGCUGUAUAAAACCCACAAGGGCCAAAUUAUGUAUAUUAGGAGGUUCAUAAAAAAAUUUAAUAAAAACAAAAAAAUACACAAACUGCCACUUUUAAGUACACUACUACAUAUAGGUAGAUAUAAAAAAAUAGGCAUGUUGAUGUUGCAAGAGGCUGUAAAAAAAUAAAAAUAAAGCUACAAAAGAAUCACACCCGGUGCCAUUGUAGUUGACAUGACGCAACUGUAACCUGUCAAUUUCUUCUCUGGUUUAUUAAGAUGCUAAUGAUGAAUAGUUUGAAUGUUUCCUUAACGGCUGUGAUGUUCCUGUUCUAUUUUAUGCUCUUUAUCUUCUUUUGUUUUGUUUCAAAUUUUUCCCUGUUAUUUCAAAUGGUUCCAAUACCAUGUUUUUGUAAUGAAUAAAUGUUUAUGCUGUACAGUCUCUGUAGCAUGCAGUUCUGUAUUAAUAAAAGCGACUUAGUAUGUGCAGAUCAAA